This is a messenger RNA of Ceratosolen solmsi marchali, 3184 nucleotides long. Its product is annotated as arginine/serine-rich protein PNISR. NCBI's taxonomy places the organism in Eukaryota, Metazoa, Arthropoda, Insecta, Hymenoptera, Agaonidae. The transcript has 11 exons. The record is from RefSeq and is a predicted model, not a curated record. The coding region runs from base 161 to 3079 and encodes 972 amino acids.
AACUGAAGCUUUAUUGCUUGCUUACUAUUUGUCAAUAUUUUCCAUUUCAAAAUGUUGAGUUCUAUUUUGGACUAUUAUUUAGUGAACAAGUGCUAUUAGAAGCCUAAGGUAUACAUAUGAAAAAAUCUUAUAAUUAAAGAGACCAUAAAUUUGGUGCUGUAUGCCUCAUGUACAGGCACAUGCAUCAAUGAAGAUGAGCGGUGAAAUGUUUGAGGGUAAGGAUUAUCCAACUCAGUGGGCUUUGAAUCCCUCUACUUACCAAAAAAUGAAUAGCGAUCAAGUGGAUUGGGCAGCUUUAGCACAGCAAUGGAUCAAAAUGAAAGAAACUACUGUUCCGCCUGCGCCGCCGCCUCCACCCAUUUUACAAGGAUUGCAAGGUAAUUCAUCGAGCGAUGGUGGAGGUGAAGCACCAAUGGAUAUGGACACUAAGGAUGAUGAUAUCCCGCCAGCUCCACCGGCUCCAAUUAUCAGUGGAACAGAUGGUUGGAAUCAGUGGAAUCAAUGGGGGGGUCAUUGGAAUCAAGCCAAUGUUGGCAUGCCAACUAGCAAUUGGGAAUGGAAUAAUCUUCCUGGGGAACCAGAUGGAAAAUCUCUUGGAAUUUCAAAUGUCCCUAAUAAUGCAAUUAUUCCACCUCCAGCGCCAACUAUUUCUUCUAGUAGUUCAACGUUUAGUAAUCACUGUGCCCCGUCCCCUGCCGUACCAUCAGUACCACCUCCUUCGUUUGCAUAUAAUACUUUGUCCAUGGGUCAAACACAAUUUAGCAACCAAGUCCCUAACAAUAAUUUUUGGAACGAGCAACAACAUUCUGUCAUUCCAGUGAAUACAAUGUCUGUUCCACCAUCAUCCUUUAUGAAAGGAAUGCGUCCAAAUAGCAAUAGAAUUCCAUUGGUUACACCAAAUAGUACAUUGGCAGCAACGGAUGUAAUGUCAAGAAAUCGAGACGUAAGGGAUAGAACACCCGAGGAUGAACUUACAACUACAUUAGAUACUGUAAAACGACGACAAUUACCAGCUUGGAUUCGCGAGGGUCUUGAGAAAAUGGAAAGAGAAAAGCAAAAGGCCGUUGAACGCGAGAGACAAGAAAUUCUUCGAAAGCAGGAGAUCGAAGCCCGUAAAAAAAUUGAAGAUCAAGCCCGUGCUGUUCUCAAUCCUAGUAAAAGUAAAUUUGAUUCUGAUUCAGAAAAAGAAGCUACAGAGCAUGAAUAUGAUGAUGAUAAUAAAGUAGACAGUAAUAGUAACGAAGAUAAACCAAUAGAUAAUUCUGAACCACGAAGUCCAGAUCUUAUGCGUCCGAGAAAAACACGAUUUCAUGAUGCAACUUCACCUGUCGUACAUUCUCGUACAAUAGUAUCUACUAGUAAACAGAAAAAUUCUGACGAUACCAUUUCAUUUACUGGAUCAAUUGUACGACAAAAUAAAGAGGAAAUUUUAGAAAACUUGAUGCUUAAGGUUCGUAGAUCACUUACAGAAAUUUUACUAGAAGUGACGAACGAUGAAAUUGGUUCGGUAUGUAAAGAGAUCUGGAAACGUUCUUGUAAUAAAGCUUCUAUAGGAAAAACCUCGAUACAUACAUCCCAGAACACAGCUCCACUCGCCCAGAUAACACGCAAGCUUGGUUUGGGCAUUUAUGGUGAUAGUAAUAGUGAUUCGGAUGAAGAACAUGUAUCGCAACAUGAGCAUCUGCAACAACAAAGUUCUUGCGAGAAUGACAGUGAGGAGGAGUUAAAGGAUACCCUGAAACGACGACAACAGGCUUUCCGUAAAACUGAAGCUGAAAUCGAGGCUCGUCUUGCUCAAGAAGAUGAAGAACAAGAAGGCAAAGAGGAUGAAGAACACGCGAAGACAGUACAGCCAGAGCAUCAAGAAGGAAGCAGAGAAGAAGAGGAAAGAAGGAAAAAGGAUAAUGAAUUGGUAAGGAACGAACAAACGACAAAGGAAAAGAAAAAGAGUAGAACAGAAAGAGUUGGUAGAGGAGCGGAAAACCGCAUAAAAAAGGAUAAUAAUAUGGGUAAUACUAGCUGCUCAGAAACAGUUGACAAUGAAAAAGAUAUGGUAUACGGUAAUGAGAGAAAAUCAUCGGAGAUUCGGUCGAGCGAUAAUAGAAGUGUCAGCGGUGGCAGCAGACAUACAUUAACUUCAAAAUCAACAGUAACUGAUACCGAUAGGCUCGGUAGUUGCGUUACUCGAGGAGACGAGUCGUCCAGUUCUGAAAGUGCAAGCCAAAGCAAUUUAUCAAAACGGACCACACAUUAUAAUAAUAAUAGCAAUAAGAAUAAUAAAAGUUUCUCAUCGCGUAAGAAGGGGGCACGAUAUUCCGAAAAUGUAAAAAAUCGUUCGUCGAGUCGAAGCAGAUCCAGAAGUAGAAAUAAGUACUCUUCUAGGGAAGAUUCAUGCGAAUCAUCUCGGUCUUCCAAGACAGAUGCAGCCUCAACUGUUAACAGUAGUACCGGAGGUGGGCUGGGCAACUCAAGUGGAAAUAUAAAUAGCAGUUUGUCCUUGAGCAAGAAAUACAAAAGGAAUUCGCGUAAAAAUACUGAUAAACAAUAUUAUAAAUCCAGAUCCAGGUCAACCUCUCGGUCCGUAUCCCGUUUUCAUUCUGAAUCCAGAUCAAGGUCUCAUUCUGAAUCGAGUUCCAGAUCCAGAUCGAAAUAUAAGCAUUCGCGAUCGCCAUCACACUCAAAUUCUCACAGACGUCGUCGUAGCCGAGAUCAUCGCCUACGAUCCCGCUCCCAUACACGAACACGAACACGAACGCGAACACGAACACGAACACGAACACGAACACGGACUCGCUCUCGCACUCGAUCUCGAUCUCGUUCUCGAUCUAGAUCUAGAUCUAGAUCUAGAUCCCGAUCUCGUAAGCGUUCAAGGUCCUCUUACAGCCAUAAAAACACUGCUACUGGAAGUGGAAUUGGAUCUGGAACUACCAGAAAACGCGAUACUCGUUCGCGAUCUGUAGACCGUACAAGACGCUCAAGAUCCAAUACCCGAAAUUCGAGAAGCUAUUAUUAUCGCCAGCAUUCUCAUUAUCGUCGUGAUCGAGAUGGUAAGAAGUCGACGCAUGGCUACCAGGACUGAUCGUGCACCUGCUUUCAACUGAACAAAAGGUUGUAUUAAUAUAAGAAUCAUUAUUUAACAUUCUACUCUACUAAUACGGCUUACUAAUGUACAACAUUUAGGCUA